AUGGCGACCUUUCACAUAGAGAAGUCAGUCAUAGCCAACGGCUCCUUGGGGACUGUGAAGGCUAUGAAACGUUACUGGAAUCAGCCGGUGUCCGACAUGAAUGAUGAAUCGAACGCGUCAAAAUAUACGCUGCUGCAGAUGGCGCUGAUGCUACAAAAGAAAAAAGUCGUCGAAUACCUCCUUCCACAACAAGAUCUUGACCUGAACACAAAGGCCACAGAUGGCACCACAGCUUUGAUGACUGCAUGCGACCAACAGGCAAGGGCCAACAGCUCCAUUUCCUGUGUCCUGCUUUGA
Messenger RNA from Eimeria necatrix, 297 nucleotides. RefSeq lists its product as hypothetical. The transcript has 3 exons. Lineage: Eukaryota; Apicomplexa; Conoidasida; Eucoccidiorida; Eimeriidae. The coding region runs from base 1 to 297 and encodes 98 amino acids. Gene Ontology annotation, molecular function: protein binding. The record is from RefSeq and is a predicted model, not a curated record.